CUGUGGCAACGGCAGUGUAACUCGGCGCUGGAUGAAGCAGAGACCCGGCCAUCCGACGAUCGUCCGAUCAACACGCGAUGUAGACGGUAUGAACCAGCCGGUCUGGUACAAAACACAGAGUGCGACACGUGGAGGGCAACACAAUUGACGCCAUUACACAAACACUAACACCUUGUGGCUCCAUGAUACCCUCCAGCUACACACAAUACAACAGCCACAACUAUUCAGCAUUUGUUUACCAACACACGUCAAUGACUAGGUAACCAAAUUAGCCAGUAAUGCGACGGAGGGACAGAUCAAGUCUUGUGCAUCACAGAUAUAAGAACUCAAGAAGAAAAUGAUACUGUAUUCGUAGGAUGGACGGCGACCCUUCGAGUGUAUCUUACCGUUCGUCUUGUUCAAGACAUGGUCGCUUGUGUAUUAUGGUGUUACUUGCAUUGAUGGGUUUUAUCGUGACGCCAUCGCAAGCUAAUCCUGAUGCCAAACGUUUAUACGAUGACUUACUUAGUAAUUACAAUCGAUUGAUCCGACCAGUGAGCAAUAACACAGACACUGUGCUAGUAAAGUUGGGUCUUCGGCUGUCUCAACUCAUCGAUCUGAAUUUGAAGGAUCAGAUUCUUACUACGAACGUCUGGCUGGAACAUGAGUGGCAGGACCACAAGUUCCGGUGGGACCCACAGGAAUAUGGAGGUGUUACUGAACUCUACGUCCCGUCAGAACACAUCUGGCUGCCUGACAUUGUGCUCUACAACAACGCGGACGGGGAGUACGUCGUCACCACGAUGACAAAAGCGAUCCUUAAUUACACCGGCAAGGUGACGUGGACUCCGCCCGCCAUCUUCAAGUCGUCCUGCGAGAUCGACGUGCGAUACUUUCCGUUCGACCAACAGACUUGCUUUAUGAAAUUUGGUUCUUGGACGUACGACGGCUUUCAGAUCGACUUGAAGCAUAUCAACCAGAGAUUCAACAAUAACAAAGUGGAAGUUGGGAUAGACCUGAGGGAGUACUACCCAAGCGUCGAGUGGGACAUCCUGGGAGUUCCUGCGGAACGCCACGAAAAAUACUACCCUUGCUGCGCCGAACCGUACCCCGACAUCUUCUUCAACAUCACGCUACGCCGUAAAACCCUGUUCUACACAGUGAACCUGAUUGUGCCAUGCGUUGGAAUCUCCUACCUCUCAGUAUUAGUGUUCUACCUGCCAGCAGAUUCGGGGGAAAAGAUAGCACUCUGCAUCUCAAUUCUUCUGUCCCAGACCAUGUUCUUUCUGCUCAUAUCGGAGAUAAUCCCGUCAACAUCGCUAGCCCUACCACUACUCGGCAAGUACCUGCUGUUCACUAUGAUUCUGGUGGGACUGUCUGUAGUCAUAACCAUAAUGGUUCUCAACGUCCAUUACCGCAAGCCAAGCACCCAUAAGAUGGCUCGUUGGGUGAGGAAAGUCUUCAUAAGACGACUGCCCAGGUUACUCUUAAUGAAGGUACCAGAACAGCUUCUAGACGAAUCCGCCGCAAAUAAGAAUCGAUUACGUGCAGCUGCGAAGUCGAAACUUAACGCCGCUGCGGCUGCACCUGCAGCGUCUUCGUCAUCGGGGGCGUCGUCACCGGACUCUCUGAGACAUCACCCCCUUCAGAGGCCCGGGGGAUGCAACGGACUCUACUCAUCGGGCAGUGGAGCCACUAACCGGUUCGGAGGACUCAUGGCGGGUUUCAACGGACUGCCGUCUGUGGUCGGCCUGGACGGCAGUUUGAGCGAUGUCGGCACUAGGAAGAAGUAUCCGUUCGAGCUGGAGAAGGCGAUUCACAACGUAAUGUUCAUCCAGCAUCACAUGCAGCGCCAAGACGAGUUUGAUGCGGAAGAUCAAGACUGGGGUUUCGUGGCUAUGGUACUGGAUCGUUUGUUCCUAUGGAUCUUCACAAUCGCGUCGAUCGUAGGAACUUUCGCGAUCCUAUGCGAGGCACCCGCCCUCUACGAUGACACGAAACCAAUCGACAUGGAACUGUCGUCCGUCGCCAAACAGCAGUUCUUACGAGACAUACAGAACUCGGACUAGACUCAGUGUUGACAGUUUUGUGGAGUAAGGGUACGAACAGCUCGCUUCCUUACCAUCUGUACAGUGACUGUAUUCCAAAGGGUUCAAUGAAUUUGCUCUCCUGCAGUGAGUUCACGAACCCCAUUCAUAAAUUGACGUUAAAAGCACGUGCAGGCAGAUACUAUUACAAAUAUAAGUAUAUAAACUACUGUAAAAUGUCCUUUAAAACCCAAAAAUUCAUCUGUUGGUCCUUUCUUUCUUUUCUUUUCUUUUCCUUAUAUAUCUCCGACCUUUAUGGACUUCAGAUAUAUUUAUAUGUAUAUUACUUAAAGCUGCCUAAUUAACGCAGCACUUUUAAAAUAGAACAUUUUGCCAUUUAGCGUCACUGCUGAGAUCAUGCUUAUUUAUAAAAUACAUAUUCCCAUUAAGAGUAAUUUAUUGCAGAGGCUAUAUAGAUAAUCAGGUUGGCUGUUUAAAUAUAUUUCUGAAGAUACGUUACCGAGUUUCGUAUAACGAAAUUUUAUACUUCAGUGACACUGUUGUGUGCCAUUUUAGGGAUCCAAAGGAUAAGACGUUCUUCAAAACCCUGUAGUGAGCUAUGUAUGUCCAUCAGUCUCUUCCUUGAUGUUUUUCUUGAGACUUGGCAAGCACAUCAUGCCGUCUGAGACUGUGAGCUUACAACAUAAGUCCGGAGACCGGAUACACAGAAUCACGUUUUCGUGAAUUUCCUUACUCCAUCCAGGCAAAUGGCAGAUUUUUUUCACUGUUAAAUUUGAAGGGAGAUCAAAUAAGUCCCAAGCGAUACUGUCAUUACAAAUGUUCAUAAUGAAUUCGUCCGUACUGAAACUUUAAAAUUUAUAUGCACAGAAUAUCUACGCAAAAGUAUGGGCGCGAUGUGGUGUGAGGUGAAGUGCGGUGAAACUGUGAUGUCGGAUUCUAGUGCACGAGUCGACCUCUGAGACAAAGACAGACAGAUGGGCAGUGGCUCUCUGCUGGUCCCACCGAAUACCACGCAAGUAGAAAUGGGCUGGACGCAAAACUACGUUACAUAUUCAGAGCGAUAUUUCCUAGUUUGACAAAUUGCAUCAAUGUCACUUCAAAUACGAAAAACAAAUAUCUCAAUGUAGAAUGAAUACACAAUUUCAUUACGUUUUGGCUAUGUUCCAAGAACAGAACAUUAUUCUGUUUCCAAAAUAUUGUACGGAUGUAGCCCAGCUUAUAAAGAUUCGACGAACAACAUCAAAACCCGGAUAUUUUGUUACAAACAGAAACGAAUAAAAUAAAUAUCGAUACACAAAUGUAAUCAAUUUAGUACCCCUUAAUGUUAAACAACCGGUUUUCAGAAUGAAUACAUCAAUACUCUACUACAUAAUUGCUGAAACUUAGUUAAAUCGGCAUUUUAAAGCAGUUGGCAGUUUAUACUCAAGUUAAUAUAUGUGUUUUCUGACAUAUUACAUAUCUCAUUAUCAAACAAUCGAUUUGAAAUGUAAAUCAAAUUAGAUACGAUUUUUACUUGCAUAAUUCUGUGAUAAUACAACCAUCUCUAGCAUAAUUCCAGGAUUUAAUUGUAGUUUAAGUAAUAAGAGCAUCUAAAUUGUCGUCGAUCUAUAACACGUAUUUUCGAAAAUUUACUAUCAUGAACAUUAUCAUGUGAAAGAGCAAAGUAUGCAAGACGGAUUAUCUGAAUAGAAUUAAGAUACUAAAAUAAAAGCUAAAAUUUAAUUUAUUCCGCAGAUGAAAUGCGACAUCAGAUGCCCGUAAAUAUGCUUAAUACGUUGAUAUUUCUAACAGACACAAUGACAUUUUAUACAUUCUUAUUUAAUAAGCUAGAGUUAAGACAAAGGCAUCUUGUCACAAUAUACUAUAUUACUAACAGUAUUUCCUUUUAUAUAAUAAAUGGUUAAAUACUAAUUGUGAUAUAUUUAAAUUUAACCCAAAAUACAUACCCAAUAUUAUAUAAAAAUUCUCAAAUGCAUCUUUGUAAUAAAAAUAAAACGUUACAAUUAUAUUAGUAAUGAACGUGAUGCUUAUUUAUUUUGAUUUUAAAACUUUAUUUUCCACCCGUAAGACUUGUUCUGCCAAUGAUCAAUCCCAUUCAACUGUUCUCAGUGUUUCGUGUAAGUACUGUCAAUGAAUUUCAAAUUAACAAAUAGGAUCGAGACUUAGCCUCAAUUAUAAAACAGUGACGCAGAGAAGACAACAUCAUUAUCAGUGUGUUACGGCGCCACUAAUAAAAUCAUAACACAAUGUGAUGAAAUGUGAAGUUAGAGAAACUCCCUCUCUUCUUCUGCGACGAAAUUAAAUUAUUUAACUUCGCUUUCAAACUAGGAAAUAACGCGAAAUUUAUAUCGUAAUUAUAGACAACAUUUUCAUCAGUUCUUUAGAUAUAAAAACUAAAUAAUAUACAAGAGACUGCCUUGUUUAUUCAAUUGUAUUUUAAAUAUUUUACGUAAAAAAUAAUCGUGUCUUGGUGAACUUUUAAACAAAUUCUUAUUAGUGUAUUAUGGUUAAAAUAACUAUAAUCAAACUCGAAUUAUUUAUUAACACCAACGUACAUUUGUUAUUAAUUAGCGCAAAUUACCAGUGUGUGAAGAAUUUCAUGUUUCAAAAUAUUAUUAACAUUAUUACAAAAUACCAUUUUAGUUUAACUGAAAUGUGAGACCGUGCUAAUCUGUCUACUGCGAGAAAUAAGACGGAAUAAAGAGAAAAGCCAUCGAAAUGUGAUGCACUGUUAAUUACCGUAACUUAACGUGUUGAGUAAGUGCAACACUGGCUUAUGUCUGUGUUCGUGUCGCUACUUAAAUUCCACUUUGCUCAUAAUAAUGUAAUAUAAUUUAAACAUUUUGAAAAAACACAAGUACUUCAUUGUGAUAAGACAUUUAAACACUCGCCAAUAUAUCUCUCUCUUUUUUUUUGUAAUACACAAUGCGGUAGUAUAAUGCGUCCAAGUUUUGUUCUCAGACAAAAAAUUAAUGUCAUCGUAAUUCUGCUACAAGCUCUAUGUAAAUAUCCUAAUAUUAUGCACGUAUUUUUCAAGUCGCAUGAACUCAUAAUGAUACUACUCUGUCAUCUUCUCAUAAUGACGCCACUAAUAAUUUUAAAAAAAAAUUCAUUCAUUUUACAUUCCGCAAUUAACCACUGAAAGUAUAUUUAAUCCUCGAGAAGCAGAAAGCCUUUUUUAAAAAUGUCUGAUUCAAAACACAGUAAGUUACAAAUUAUUUCCAUCGUGAUUAGAAGAAUACACUGGAUCUAAUAGUGUCAUCUAAUGUUCAGUAAGUCAAAUGCAGUAAAUCACAAGUUAUCGAAUCUGAAACCACAAAAUAGCAUAAGAAGAUGCAAUGAGCACAUGAGCCCAUGAAUAAUUUUGUAAUAGACCCGACUAUAUUUUCCUCGCGGUGAGCCAAGCAUGGUCAUGGACCGUUCGAACUUUGAACUGCGGAACUCGGUUCACGUUUGUGCGUUGUGUAAGGCAGAGGUUUGCAGUUCGACGUUCUGCCAGAUAUCUGAAGGAUUGGAAUUAACAAGCAUUUCCUUAGACUUUAAUGCUUACGUAAGAACCCAAGAAAACGCAGGACGGUUUCUUUAAAUAUGGACUUCGAAAAUACUUUCAUAAGCACAUUUUACCUCCUUCUAACAAAUGUUCACGACUUAAAUAUCUGCAUACUUCCCCGUUGCCUUCAGAAUGCUCUCCAGACUUACGUCAGUAAAUUCUUUAUCCUUCCUGCUACAUCCUCCCCAAUAAAACGCUUAUUCCCAUCGUCAACAGAGUUUACAGUUGACACAGCCAAAGUAUUAACCAGAACCAAUAAUCAUUUACAUGAGAGCUUGUAGUUGAAGUUACAACAGACUUAUUGGCGCUUCAGUGCUGCUGUGAAUUCGGUCUGUGAAUGAUUUCAUGACCGUAUGGAUGUAGACUGUAUUGACGACGUUUCGGAAACAGCAAAGAUAAUUGAAACGUCGGCAACGCAUUCUACAUCUAUAAAGUGUUAUGGCCCAUAAAUUGGAGCAGCAUGAUCCGUUACUGUCGCAUUUUUUACAUUUUUUUCUAAUACCAAAACACGAACGGCCAAAUAAUUGAUACCAGUUGAAAUUAUUUACUUUUACCUAACACUUUCUCCAUUACAUACCAAAUUAUAUUCUUCAGAAUCACAGAGGACUUCGCCCCCUUACCACUUUUCUACGCUGCUCGUUCUGAACCGUCUUCACUUGCCUGGGUUACACUGUUCGUGUUGCAACAUUGCACGAUUUUACUCUGACCAUGGGGCAUCCAAUUUGGUGACGGCAACUAUAAGAAUUUAUAGCGCGCUCGUCUUUCUACUGUAGGCAUUUUUUACAGAAUCUUCUAUUAAAAUUACGUAACUCGAUCAAAGAGUGAAGUGAAACUGGUGCCGUUGCAAUCGGUCAUCAAUCAAUCAAUGAAUUUAAAUUUAUAACUAAAUAUUAUGAUGUAAUUUAAAUCAAUUUAUUAUACAUAAAAUUGCUCAAAACAUGUA
Molecule: messenger RNA, 6520 nt
Organism: Zootermopsis nevadensis
Lineage: Eukaryota; Metazoa; Arthropoda; Insecta; Blattodea; Termopsidae
Gene: nAChRalpha2
Product: nicotinic acetylcholine receptor alpha2
Biological process (GO): monoatomic ion transmembrane transport
Cellular component (GO): postsynaptic membrane
Molecular function (GO): transmembrane signaling receptor activity; acetylcholine-gated monoatomic cation-selective channel activity
Source: RefSeq, a predicted model, not a curated record